This is a messenger RNA of Pogoniulus pusillus (Red-fronted tinkerbird), 1768 nucleotides long. RefSeq names its product store-operated calcium entry associated regulatory factor (gene SARAF). The transcript has 6 exons. Lineage: Eukaryota; Metazoa; Chordata; Aves; Piciformes; Lybiidae. Gene Ontology annotation, biological process: regulation of store-operated calcium entry. Gene Ontology annotation, cellular component: endoplasmic reticulum membrane. The coding region runs from base 164 to 1057 and encodes 297 amino acids. The record is from RefSeq and is a predicted model, not a curated record.
GCUCAGAGACAGAUGCUCGCACCCCUCGGGCGCCCUAUCCCGUAACUCUGACAGCCGCGGCCCGCACCAGGCUUUUUCCCUGCAGGCCCCGCCCUUUCCGGUGCGAUUAGCCAAUGAGCGGUGCCCUGCCGCGCUCGGGGAGGUGACUCAGCUCGGGGCCGUCAUGGCGGGUGUUGUGCCUGUGCUGCUGCCGCUCCUGCUCGCCGCCGCGGGCCCUGCGCUGUGCUGGGAUCAGCCGGGGAGGCUUCUGCUGAGGGACGUACAGGCGCUUACUCUCCACAGAGGUCAGUACACAACAUCUCGGCGAACAGCUGCGGUCCCUCAGUUACAGUGCACAGGAGGCACUGCUGGAUGUUCCCAUGUCCCUGAGGUUGUUCAGUGUUACAACAAAGGCUGGGAUGGCUAUGAUGUGCAGUGGCAGUGUAAAGCAGACUUGGAAAGUACGUACCGUUUUGGACAAAUCGAAGUGAACUGUGAAGGCUAUGAUUAUCCAGAUGAUCCUUACAUCUUAAGAGGCUCCUGCAGUUUGCUCUUCAGGCUAGAGCUGACUGAGGAAGGUGAAAGGAAAGUGAAGAACUCUGGAAGCUUUGGCUCUAACUACUACCAGCCGAGGAAGGAUUCUUCUGAUUCUGUUGGUGGAGCAAUCAUAAUAAUUGUUCUUCUGGUUCUUGCUUUUGGAGCAUACAAGCUCUUCCUCAGUAGUGAGCAGCCACAGCAGAGUUUUGGUGACAGUGGUGGAUUCACGAGGCCUUCCUGGCAGAGUCAGCAGGCACCUCCUCCUCCUGGUUUUAAGAACAGCUUCACAGGUAACGGCUUUGGGACUCACUCCAGCUAUGGAACCAGUUCAGGACCAGGAUUUUGGACUGGAUUAGGAGCAGGAGGCUUGCUGGGCUACUUGGCUGGCAGUCACAGAGCACAGCCGCGUUCCCCAUAUUAUGACAUGUGGACCCAUCCCACAGCUGCACCUCCAAUGAAUGGGCCAGCAAACAAUUCAACUCAAGACAGCAGUUCAGGAACAAGAACUGCUUCUGGCUUUGGGGGCACAAAACGAAGAUGAAAUCCUUGAUGUUGUUACCUUUGAGUGAUUAAACUAAAUCUUCCUGGUUACUAGUACAUUUUUUUUAUUAGUAGCAGGCUUCAGAAAUUAAUAUGAGAAAUGAAGGACUAGGCAAAGAAUUCAUCUUUUUCCCUGUGGAAAUGUGGACUCUAGGGUAUCACAGGUGCUGGAACAUCCGCUUUUUCAAAACAACAACUUCUCCUAAAAUACAAAAUGCUCACCCAAGUCAAGAAGUUAGUGAUGUUACAGUGCAUAUAUAUCUGUCUGUAACUAAGGAUUUGUGGUAAUGGUAGCCUUACCUGAUUUUCAAAACCAGUAGUUUGUUCAUCUUCUGGCUUCAAUUUCACUUAAUCCAGAAUUUCAGAAUUUUUUGUUUUUUCUUGGAAUUCCAGCAUCUGAAAGGCCUAGUGUAUAAUCCACAUGUUAUCUAAAGGGUGCUGCUCUUUGAAGCUACCUUAGUCUUUGUGAAAUUCAUCCAAAUGCUACUGUAAGUGCAGUCAGAUGCUCAGAUUAGUGUUCCGUCGUGGAAAAGAGCAGUAGUAGAGAGGCUAACGUUAAUAUAAUGUUUGUGUUUGUUCUGUGUGACUAUUGGAGACAAAAUUUGCAGACUGAAGAUUCUAUGGUUUAGGGUUUAUCCAAGUGGCUGGACAAACCUGAGGAGUUUGUUUAUAAAUUAUUUGAAAACUAAUAAAUAAGCUGAGAAAGAGGCAA